Quercus robur (English oak) is the source of this 921-nucleotide messenger RNA. Its product is annotated as protein FAR1-RELATED SEQUENCE 5-like. Lineage: Eukaryota; Viridiplantae; Streptophyta; Magnoliopsida; Fagales; Fagaceae. The coding region runs from base 1 to 921 and encodes 306 amino acids. The transcript has a single exon. The record is from RefSeq and is a predicted model, not a curated record. Gene Ontology annotation, biological process: regulation of DNA-templated transcription.
AUGGGAAUACAUGUUCCUUCUAAUGUGCCCAUGGAAUCUACCCCAUUUAAAGGGAUGGAGUUUGAAGCAGAUGAGAUUGCAUAUGGUUUUUAUAAUGAAUAUGGCAGAAAGGCUGGUUUUAGUAUUAGAAAAGAGUAUGUAAAUAAAUGUAAAAAGACUGGUGUGGUUACUUCAAGGAGAUUUGUGUGUGCAAAGGAGGGAGUUCGAGGCAAAGACAAGAGAGAUCAAAAUGUAAAGAAUCCACGAGUAGAAACAAGAUGUGGUUGUGAAGCACGUUUGGUUAUUGUACUUAAUCGAGAUAGUAAAAAAUAUGUGGUGAGUGAAUUUAUUGCUGAGCAUAACCACUAUCUCCACCUUCCAUCAACUGUGCACAUGAUGCCAUCACAACGGAAAGUGGCUGCAACUCAUGCUAUUGAAAUUGAUUUGGCACAUGAAUCGAGAUUAAGACUAAAUCAAUCUUAUGAGCUUCUUAGUAAGCAAGUUGGUGGAUAUGAAAAUCUUGGUUUUACCAAGCAAGAUCAUAAAAACUACUUACGUAGUAAGCGACAGAGAGACAUGGAGCAUGGGGCAGCUGCUAGCUUGGGAAGAUAUUUUAGUCGUCAACUUAAGGAAAAUCCUUCAUAUUAUUUUGCUACUCAAUUGGACUGUGAAGAGUUGAUUACUAAUAUCUUUUGGGCCGAUGCAAGAAUGAUCAUUGACUAUAGCCACUUCGGUGAUGUAAUAACGUUUGAUACAACGUAUAGCACAAAUAGAGAUGCAAGGCCACUUGGACUAUUUUUGGGUCUCAAUCACCAUAGAGAAACUGUAGUAUUUGGAGGUGCACUUUUAUAUGAUGAAACGAUUGAAUCUUUUGUAUGGUUAUUUGAGACCUUCUUAGAAGCAAUGUCUGAAAAGAAGCCAAUCACUAUUUUCACAGAUUAA